Molecule: messenger RNA, 912 nt
Organism: Cutaneotrichosporon cavernicola
Lineage: Eukaryota; Fungi; Basidiomycota; Tremellomycetes; Trichosporonales; Trichosporonaceae
Exons: 4
Coding region: 1-912 (303 amino acids)
Source: RefSeq, a predicted model, not a curated record
AUGCUCGAGUACAUCUACAUUUGCAGACAUGGCUUUCGUCUGUCGGACGGCUCGAACUGGACGAGCCAGCACCAUCACGCCCCAACGGGCAUGGACAGGGACUAUCCUCUCGCAGCUCUAGGCCUCAACCAAGCCGAAGACCUUGGGCGUUUCCUCUCUGAUCCCGAGCGAACGGCGCCCUACCCGCCCCCCGAACGCGUCUUCUCCUCCCCCUUCUACCGGUGUGUGCAAACCGCCUUACCGACCGCACAGGCCCUUACUCGGCGACAUGACAAGAUUCACCCUAUCUCCCUCGAUCAUGGCGUACAGGAAUGGUACUCUACCACUCGGGAGGGGACUGGUCUCCACCCUCGUCCUGGUGGACCAGACAGCAUGGCCCCCCACUUUCCCGAAGGUAUGAUCGACAUGGAUUACACGAGUACGGUGUAUGCGUCUCGCCGGGGCGAGACUCUACGCGGCCUCCACUCGCGAAUUGGGCUUUUCUUGGAUGCGUGGAUUGCACGAAUGGACGAGGCGGGCGUACGUUCGGCGGUGAUAUUCGGGCACGCCGCAACGGUCAUUGCCAUGGGUCGCCUGUUGACCGGCGACAUGGAACGUGAAGUGACGGCCGGAUGCGCUGUUACUUCUCUGUAUCGUCGCGCAGGUCCGUUGGGAGGAUGCGGACAGUGGGAAGGCGUAUAUGAUGGCCGCGCGGAUUAUAUGCCUGGAGGAGUUGAACGGGAUUGGGCAUUCUCUAAUAUCGAGCUCGCGAAUGGAGAGGUGCUCGAGGAGCCAGGAGAUGGGCGGUACCAUCCUCCCGAGGACGAGUUGCCGGUCGGAUUGGCGCCGGGAAUGGAACGAUACCUCCGCAGAGAUGGGGGUAGCUCCGAGGCUAUUAUCGGUACCAAGCCGGCGACUUGGUCGCGGUUGUAG